Messenger RNA from Rana temporaria (common frog), 1281 nucleotides. It is a transcript of the gene PURB, whose product is annotated as purine rich element binding protein B. Lineage: Eukaryota; Metazoa; Chordata; Amphibia; Anura; Ranidae. The coding region runs from base 239 to 1267 and encodes 342 amino acids. The record is from RefSeq and is a predicted model, not a curated record. Gene Ontology annotation, cellular component: nucleus. Gene Ontology annotation, molecular function: RNA polymerase II transcription regulatory region sequence-specific DNA binding; DNA-binding transcription factor activity, RNA polymerase II-specific; purine-rich negative regulatory element binding. Gene Ontology annotation, biological process: regulation of transcription by RNA polymerase II. The transcript has a single exon.
UUUUCGGGCUGAGGCAGAGUGAGUGAGUGAGAGAGCGAGAAGGAGAAGGAAGCUGAGGGGCGAGCAGAGCGGAGGAGGGAGAGGAGUGGCAGAGAGCGGGUGACUGAAAGGCGGGUAGCCCGCGGAGAAGGAGGCGGAGGAGGGAGUCCCGGCUCGGGACCUGAGGGACGGACGGAAGCCGAGAGGCGCCAGUAUCAGAAGGCGGCUGUAAGUGCGGAGGAGGUUUGAAGAGGAGAAGAUGGCGGACGCGGAUAGCGGCAGCGAGAGAGGGGGCAGCAGUGGCGGCGGCGGUGGAGGAGGGGGAGGCCCCGGCAGCUUCCAGCAGCACAUGUCCCGGGAUCAGGAGACCCAGGAACUGGCCUCCAAGCGGCUGGACAUCCAGAAUAAACGUUUCUAUCUGGACGUGAAGCAGAACGCCAAAGGCCGCUUCAUUAAGAUCGCCGAGGUGGGCGCCGGGGGCUCCAAGAGCCGCCUCACCCUCUCCAUGGCCGUGGCGGCCGAGUUCCGCGACUACCUGGGAGACUUUAUCGAGCACUACGCCCAGCUGGGCCCCAGCAGCCCCGAGCAGAUCGCCCAGUCCUCAGGGGAAGACGGCAUGGGAGGACCCGGGGGCCCCCGCCGGGCCCUGAAGAGCGAGUUCCUGGUCCGGGAGAACCGCAAGUAUUAUCUGGACCUGAAGGAGAACCAGCGCGGCCGCUUCCUGCGCAUCCGCCAGACCAUUAACCGCGGGCCGGGCUUCAGCGGAGGUGCCGGAGGGGGAGCCGGCCUGCAGAGCGGACAGACCAUCGCCCUGCCCGCCCAGGGACUCAUCGAGUUCAGAGACGCCCUGGCCAAGCUCAUCGAUGACUAUGGCGGGGAAGACGACGAGCUGGGCUCCGGAGGAGGAGGAGGGGCGGCCGGCGGAGGUGGGGGAGGAGGAGGCGGCAGCGGCGGCAUGUACGGAGAACUGCCCGAGGGAACGUCCAUCACCGUGGACUCCAAGCGCUUCUUCUUCGAUGUGGGCUGUAACAAGUACGGCGUGUUCCUGCGGGUGAGCGAGGUGAAGCCCAGCUACCGCAACUCUAUCACCGUACCCCUCAAAGCCUGGGGCAAGUUCGGGGGAGCCUUCUGCCGCUAUGCCGAGGAGAUGAAGGAGAUCCAAGAGCGCCAGAGAGACAAGAUGUAUGACCGCCGGGGACCCGGAGGAGAGAGAGGCGGAGGAGGAGGAGGGGGUCUGAGCUCCGGGGGAGGAGAAGACUCCGAGACUGAAGAUGUGGAUGACGACUGAACCCAGAGAGAGAA